AUGGUUAUCCCGCCAUUGCUCUGUCGCCAGAGCUUCGUCUGUUAUCCAGCAGGGAGAACCACGACUGCCGUGGGCCCGCCGCAGCCGGCUAAUCGUGCCGACAAUUUAGUUAGUGUUAGUAGAAAACCAGUUAUACUAGAAGACACAAUUAGUGGAAGGCUUCAGCUGAGCAAUGAAACUAAAGAAGUAUAUUGUAUUGCAAGAAUAUACGUCUCUAAAAUUCAUAGUUGCACAAAUAUUGACGACUCUCGAAACUACACCACAUCUGCUUUGAUUAAAAUAGAAUUAAACUUAGAAGGUACUACAUCUAAUACUGCUACUGCUGCUACGGCUACUAGUGCCACUGAAAAACCAAUUACUGUUCUCCAAAAUGCGACUGAAAAUAAUCAAUCAACUUCCAAUCCAACAUCAACUACAGAACCAGAUUUCAUAAAGGAUUUAGAAAAGAAAGAGUUCCCGACAAUAAUAGUAAUCAUUUCGACGGCAGCGAUUUUAGUGUUGUUUCUCCUACUAACUUUUAUCUACUGCUGUUGCCGAAAGCGAUGUAAAAGAAAUAUCGAAAUAGCAAAACCCGAGGAGUCUACAAAGAGGGAAACAGCACAAGAUGCCAUAUAUGCUAUUCCGGAAACAGUGACCUACGCUACAUUGCAGUUGGCAACAAGCUCAAAUCAAGUGUUAUCCAAUAAAGAUGUCACACAGUAUGCUGAAGUUAUAGGUCAAUUGGUACCGAAGAAAAAAUAUAAAAUCUAA
Molecule: messenger RNA, 750 nt
Organism: Hyposmocoma kahamanoa
Lineage: Eukaryota; Metazoa; Arthropoda; Insecta; Lepidoptera; Cosmopterigidae
Exons: 6
Coding region: 1-750 (249 amino acids)
Source: RefSeq, a predicted model, not a curated record